AAAUAAGCUGACAUUGCAAUAGGGUUCGACUUAUUACAAUGAUGGCCGGGGAAAUGCUACGUAUAACCCUGGGAAGUAGUGAAAGCACCUAGAAUGCAUCAUUGGCCUCCUUCCAACAUAUUCACGGUCCUCUUUGCAAUUCGGGUAGCUCUGAUGGCUCGCCAUUUACACAGCUGUAGUUCAAUACCAUCAGCAUACAUGUUGGACUAUUUCAUAGCUAGCUUGGCAACGAAUCAACGAAGCAGUCCCAUUAAUCGGUCAUCCUCUCAUCUUUUCAUACAAGUUUACUCUUUGAUUCCAUGCUGAGCACCAUGCUCGGUAAGGUAAUGUAAAGACAUGUGUCAAUAAUACCAUCGUUCGGUAGAAUCACUUGGCCUUUCUUGAAUCACAACCAACGCAACAUACCUUUAUAAUCUUACCAA
This is a messenger RNA of Aaosphaeria arxii CBS 175.79, 422 nucleotides long. RefSeq lists its product as uncharacterized. The record is from RefSeq and is a predicted model, not a curated record. Bases 94 to 306 code for a protein of 70 amino acids. Lineage: Eukaryota; Fungi; Ascomycota; Dothideomycetes; Pleosporales. The transcript has a single exon.